GAGGAUGCUGAAACCCACGAGGACGUUCCAUGGACAGACAAGUACGUGUGCUGUUACCGCAUUUUAGCCAAUUCUCGUCGAUUAGAAUGAAACUCAAAUGAUGAACGCCAUGGUGGAGUUGGAACCUGUUGUUUGGAACUUUACGCUCAAAUUAGACAACAGCACGUGCGCUAAUGAGACAGUAGCGGGAAAUCCAGCAGAUAGGUAUUAUAAUAUUGUUCACGUCACGGAAACCAAAAUUCUCCCUGCAUUUAUUGGAUUUUUGUGCUCCACCGGGCUUGUUGGAAAUAUUCUUGUUUUGGUGACUAUUUUAAGGUCCGCCAAAAAGACAGUGCCAGAUGUGUAUGUGGGGAAUUUGGCUGUGGCCGACCUGGUCCACGUGACAGUCAUGCCAUUCCUGAUUCACCAGUGGGCGCGUGGAGGGCAUUGGGUGUUCGGUAGCACCCUCUGCACCAUCAUCACCUCUCUUGAUAACUGCAACCAGGUGGCGUGCGCUGCAGUCAUGACCGCUAUGAGUCUGGACAGAUACCUGGCCCUUGUUCAUCCAUUUCGCCUAUUGAGUCUCAGGACCAGAUCCAGGACGAUCCGUAUUAACCUGUUUGUGUGGGCAGCAUCUUUUAUCAUGGUUCUGCCUGCCUGGGUUCAUGCCAAAGUGAUCCGCUUCAGGGAUGGGCUAGAGAGCUGUUCCCUUAACCUGGUCUCUCCCAAAGAAGUGCUCUGGUAUACACUCUACCAGACUGUGACCUCCUUCUUCCUGCCAUUGCCUCUCAUUCUCAUCUGCUAUAUACUGAUUCUCUGCUACUCCUGGAGAAUGUAUCGCAAGAACAAAAAGGCUCACAGGUAUAACACCAGCCUGCCUCGGGAGCGUGUGGUCCGCCUCACUAAAAUGGUCCUGGUCCUGGUAGCAGUUUUCCUGGUCAGUGUUGGGCCGUACCACAUCCUGCAGCUGGUUAACCUGAGCACCCCCUCAUUAGCGUACCACACAUGCUACUACCUGUCUGUAUGCCUUAGCUAUGCCGCCAGCAGCAUAAACCCCUUCAUCUACAUUCUACUGAGCGGACACUUCCGCCACAGGCUGGUCUGUCGGGAUACACCCAGCAUGCCAAGUGUGGAACGAGAAAUCCAAGCCCCCCGCUCCAGUUUUUAAGCUGAAUUCACACUGAAACACAUGUAACACUGUAAAUGGAUGAAUCAAUGCACAAGCCUUUGUUGGUCUUAGGCAAAGCAUAAUUGUUUUGGAGAGAGAUUCCUGCUUCUUGUUUUGAUUUUUAGUUUUUGGGAGGGAUUUCAUAAAGGAGGCAUGUGUUGUUUUAUAUAUGCAUGUAUGCAUGUUUUGCACCUUCUAUUCUAAGCCUAUGUCGUAAAUGUUGUGCUGUUAUUUGUUGUUUAAAGUGGCGUUUUGGCUCCCUCUACUGUUUAGUUUUAGUAAUUCACUCUACAGCAUAAGUACUGUGCGUUACUUCAUUUGAUAAGCGUUGUGCAAGAUCUAUCUAUCUAUCUAUCUAUCUAUCAAGUCCAUAAGGCCUGUAAAUCUUCAAACAUUUUUUUUUUUUUGUUUUGAACAAGGCUUUAUCAAGCCAACAUUCAAAGUUUGUCUUGACAAAGUUCACUUUUUACCUAAAAUUUACAUUAAAAUGUUUUUACUCUCAACUUUUCAAUGAUGAUUAUUUAAAAUUAUAUUUCCUUACAUUUCAAAUCAGAAAAAAAAAAACAUAAUUAAAUUCAGUUCUGAAUGGUGCACAACCCUGCCUUUAAUUGAAAUUGAAAUAAUGUUUUGAAGGGGCAUUUGGCAGUUUGCAGUAUUCAUCACUGGAAAAAAUAAAAGAUAAUAACAACUGUGUUCAGGGCACAGAAGUAGAUCUCAUUGUGGCUUUGUAAUAUAAUAUGUCUCUGUUUUAUGGUUUUAAGCAUGAUUGUAUGUGACAUUUGAAAAUGUGAUAUGUUAUUAUCUUGUGAAUGUUAUAUUGUAUGAUCAACAGGUUUUAAAGGAAAAUUCAUCAUACCAGCAAAUGUAUUUAGUUCCUAAAACUCGCUUUGUACUGUACAGAAUGUAUUGAGACACAUGAGCAUGUUUUCACUCAUCUUGUGUUAGUGCAACACCAUUGUUACACACAAGAGAAAUCAAUAUUGCUCGGGAUAAAAAGUUGCCGUCAUGCAGAAAUCCUUUAAGGGCAUUUUGGGAUUGUCUGGUGUGUACUGGACGUCAUGAUGAAGUGGCUGGCAGCUCUAAAGAGUGAGGUCACUGACCAGACGGGCAGAGAUGUAGGGAUCUGUUUGCAGCCCAGCUCUCAGAGUGGAAUCAAUUCUCUGACCAGACCAGAGACAGACAGGGACCACGUCUGACCUAAAGCAUGCCUGGCGGCAAUGGCUGGAAACUCAACCCAAUGCUCCGUCUCUCUCUCUGUUUCUCAAUUAUGCCUUUUAUGGCCUAGUAAACCAGCCAGAGGCAAAAUACCAACUGGUGUGUUCAAAUACUUGUCAAUAUUAGUGUUUCAGUGUCACCAUAGCAUGUUGAAACCAUGCAUUUCAAUAAUACUAUUCAAUACAAUAACAUACAAACUGUUGUGCUAUUGGCUUUGUCAAUGAUUCCAGUGCAGCAAUGAAGAUUCUGCCUGGGCAGCAAGGUGUUUUUACAUUUUCCUGUUUCUAUAGUAGCUCAUAUUGUGUAUAUUCCCCAUUCCAUCAGUUUUUUCUUUCUCAAACUUUUAAAUCAUCAUUCUGGUCUGUGUGCGAGGUGACUGACUACUGCUGCUGCUACUAAUCUGACAUUUGUUUGACCUUGUUUGUGACUUGCUUCAUAUGGCAUUGACCUUGUUACUUCCACCUCAGCAGUUUGGCUGCCUGUUUGUGUCAUGUUUUUCACUCACCAGCUUUCGUUUUUUAUGUUUAUU
Messenger RNA from Onychostoma macrolepis, 2891 nucleotides. RefSeq names its product melanin concentrating hormone receptor 2a (gene mchr2a). Gene Ontology annotation, biological process: neuropeptide signaling pathway. The record is from RefSeq and is a predicted model, not a curated record. Gene Ontology annotation, molecular function: G protein-coupled receptor activity; neuropeptide binding. Lineage: Eukaryota; Metazoa; Chordata; Actinopteri; Cypriniformes; Cyprinidae. Gene Ontology annotation, cellular component: membrane; neuron projection.